Messenger RNA from Malania oleifera, 1820 nucleotides. RefSeq names its product transcription factor MYB98-like. Gene Ontology annotation, cellular component: nucleus. Gene Ontology annotation, biological process: regulation of DNA-templated transcription. Bases 71 to 1453 code for a protein of 460 amino acids. The transcript has 3 exons. The record is from RefSeq and is a predicted model, not a curated record. Gene Ontology annotation, molecular function: RNA polymerase II cis-regulatory region sequence-specific DNA binding; DNA-binding transcription factor activity, RNA polymerase II-specific. Lineage: Eukaryota; Viridiplantae; Streptophyta; Magnoliopsida; Santalales; Ximeniaceae.
GCAAUUAACCAUCUUUCUUUCUUUGAGCUUAGCUCCCUCUUAAAUCUCUCUCUCUCUCACUCUCUCUUGCAUGGAGUUUGAUACAAACAUCAGAGAAGAUCUUGGUUUCCCUCCCACCAUUUUCCUGGAAAAUUCAUUCAAACCAGAUCAAUUGGGAAAUGGGUUCGCCUCUAUGGAAGGUUUUCCUUCUAAAGGAGUAAUAUAUCAAGACACUCACCAUGUUGAUCAGUUUUCCAUAGAGGGGUCUUCAUCAAGUCCCUUUUUUGGGCUUUCAACUCCUCGUUUCAAUACCUUUGAAGCUUAUGCAAAUAGGCUUUCUUCAUCUACUUCUUCAAGAAAUUUUAAUUUGUCAACCAAGGUUAUGCCUUCUACAAUGGUUGGUGGAAAUGGGAGUGGAAGUCGAAGUGGUAGUGGUAGUGGAAGUGGAGUAAAGUAUGAAUUUCAUCAGGUGAUUAGAGGCUUUUUGGAUCAUCAUCCUUCUCCUCGUCAGAGGAUUAAUCCAGCACAAAAGGAGCAAAGCCUGCCGAUAUAUCCUGCAUUGGUUAAUUCUCAAGAUAUCAGAUCUAUGAGCACCUGCAUGCUGCCUGAUGAUCAGGUUUCAUGCAUUACUGCAGAAAAUGGGCAUUACAAGGAAGCUGAUCUGAAGAAGGGGAGGUUGCAGGCAAAAAGGAAAGGCCAAGGACGUGAGAAAUCCGAUGUAAUUAAAGGCCAAUGGACUCCUGAAGAAGACAGACUGUUGGUGCAGUUGGUAGAAGAGUUUGGGGUGAAGAAAUGGUCUCAUAUUGCUCAGAUGCUAAAUGGAAGAGUAGGGAAGCAGUGCAGAGACAGAUGGCACAAUCAUUUAAGACCUGACAUUAGGAAGGAUACGUGGACAGAGGAAGAGGACAAGAUACUAGUUCAAGCCCACAUAGAUUUGGGGAAUAAAUGGGCAGAAAUUGCAAAGAGGUUACCAGGAAGAUCUGAGAACACCAUAAAGAAUCAUUGGAAUGCAACCAAAAGAAGGCAAUUUGCGAAGCGUAGAAGCAGAAAACAUCCCAUGAACACUCUAUUACAGAACUACAUCAAGAGAGUGACAAAUUCAUCUUCAACAAAAAUGGAUCAAACAAAAAGCACGUGCUCAGGAUCUAACGUGAAUGGGGUUGAUGCAAUGAUUCCACAAGUACUUCAACAAGACUCUGUGGAUUUCAGCCCUGGAGAUCAGCAAACUGCUGGCCCAACUAAUAGUUACUAUGGUUUUGGUGACGAGAUGAUGGAAUUUCCUUUUGAUACGAACAUGUUUUCUGAAAAAUACAGCAGUUUUGGGCAUAUGCUUGGUGAUCAUGAGAUGCCUUGUGGUUCUGUUGUUGAUGAGAGCAACAAUAUGAACUUCAAUGUGCCAUUUGAAAUUGAUAAUCAGGGCAGAGUGAAGAAGGAGAUGGAUUUGGUGGAAAUGCUCUCUCAAAGAAGGCUUUAAGCCCUUAUGGUGUGUCUGGAUCCAGAAAAAUGUGCAUCUGCUGAACUAUCUCAAACAUAUACCCCAAGCCUUCAGAUCUUCUCCAAAAUGUACUUGGCAACAAUUAAGGAGCUGGGUAUUAUGGAAUUAACAUCAUUCUUUUUAUAUACAUCUGCAUAUAUAUAUAUGUGUGUGUGUGUGUGUGUGUUUUCUAUGCUUUUUGUUUAUGAAGGGUUUUAAAAAAAAGGAAAAAAAAUGUUCAUGAAAUUAAGAAGCAGAGAGUCUGUUAAUUGUAUUAAAAUUUAAUUACUUAGAAUGCAUGUUCAUCUUUUACAUAGAGAGCUAAGGUAACUCAAUCAGAAAUUUGGCAAGAAGUGUUUAUGUUUGC